ACUCCAAAUUUUACUGCAAGACAUAAACAAGAAAUAAAUAAAUCAUUUUGUUUUUAAAAAGUGAAAAUAAGUUUUGAUGCUUUGUUGUUCUUUACGAGUUUCUUAAUCCAUUUUUUAGUCAAAAUACAAGAGACAAAACAUGACUGGUAAUGAUGUUGUAUUUUACUCCUAUAUAUCUGGUCUUAGUUUUGUAAUUUUUCUUGGAUUAUUUUUAUUUUGUCCUUGGAUUUCAAAAAUAUUUUCAUCCAAAUAUAUGCACCUUGCUGCUAAAGAUCAAGUAAAUUGGGACACAAGAAUUGGAUCAAAUAUUCAUGCUGUUGUCGCCACUGCAAUAUCGUUAUAUGCAUUUUUCUUUGAUCAGUCAACAUUGUUGGAUCAUUUUUGUACUGAUUCUGUUAUUGUGAGAAGUGGAAUCUCAAUUACCUUUGGUUAUAUAUUGGCAGAUUUCCUGGUAAUUGUCUGGUACUAUCGUUAUUUUCAAGAUAAAUUCAUGGUUAUUCAUCACAUAAUGGCGCUGUUAGCUUAUAUUUUUGUAAUAGUCGAUGGCUACAUUCUUUUCUUUGCCAAUAUUCGACAAAUCGCAGAGUUAUCAACGCCUUUUGUUAAUCAAAGGUGGUUUUAUGACAUAACUGGUCAGCCUCGUAGUUCAAAAGCGUUCAUCAGAAAUGGUUUGCUUAUGAUACUAGCUUUUUUUCUUGGUCGUAUUAUCUUCAUUCCUUAUUUUUACUACAAGACAUUUAGCGUCUGGUUUUAUCCCCAGAGACUUGCUCUAGGACCUUUGUUAUCACUCAUAUGGAUUCUUACUGCGGGAAUUUUAGAUAUCAUUAAUGUGUAUUGGUUUUCAAAAAUGCUAAAAGGCGGAGCUAAACUGUUAAUGAAAUCAGGUGGAGAAAAGAAAUCGGAGUAAACGCAGUGAAAUAUCGGCCGUGAUAGUAGGUCUAAAUGACAUGUGUUUUUAAUCAAUGCAUUGAUCUCAUAUGGUGGUGCGCAUCCAGACCUGAAAAUACCUUCCAAUCGUGCGGAAAAUCCUUAAAGCAAAGCACUGUAUACAACACACUUCAUUUAUCGGCGCGGCACAGAUAAAAUGGGUACCCGUACCAAAAUCAUCAGCCUUUUGUUAGCUUCAACACUAAUGAAAUUGGUUACCAAUUUCAACUGUGCUGUGCCAAUAAAUUUAGUGUAGCGUAAAUACGGCUCAAAAUCAAACGUGUUGAUCAAACGGCUAAAUCUUGUUCAUUAUUUUAAGAGCAAUAUGUGAUUCUUUUAUAAUAAGGCUGCAAGUACAUAAAUUAUGAUAUUGAUGUUGUCAUUUUUUUGUCAUUUCACAAAAUUACGUCAGGUCAAGCUUACUAUCCUCGGGUUCCAAAG
Dendronephthya gigantea is the source of this 1368-nucleotide messenger RNA. Its product is annotated as transmembrane protein 56-like. Lineage: Eukaryota; Metazoa; Cnidaria; Anthozoa; Malacalcyonacea; Nephtheidae. The transcript is spliced from 7 exons. The record is from RefSeq and is a predicted model, not a curated record. Gene Ontology annotation, biological process: lipid homeostasis. Gene Ontology annotation, cellular component: membrane; endoplasmic reticulum. The coding region runs from base 140 to 907 and encodes 255 amino acids.